Messenger RNA from Cuscuta campestris, 2119 nucleotides. The record is from the annotation of a GenBank genome assembly. Lineage: Eukaryota; Viridiplantae; Streptophyta; Magnoliopsida; Solanales; Convolvulaceae.
CACCUAGGUAAACUACUCCAGACCAGGUUUAAGAUCAUUUACUAAAGUUAAGAGCUUUAAAGGAACAGUAAAUGGAGAUUAACCGGGAAAAUGGUAUGUGACCUGUAGUGUAAUUGUUAUUAAAUAUAUGGAAGAGUACAUGGAAGAAUUACACAAUGUGCUUUCUAGAGAGUCCUCUUCUGGCCAACCAAGUUAGUAAAUGGAGAGUCCUCUUCUGGCCAACCAAGUAAGUUCUCCGUGUCUUUUCUCUUUUUCUCGGUCAUAUCUUCCUCGGAUAGCAAAAACCACUCGAUCCAUUCAUAUGGAUUUGAUGAGGUAGUUUCCUCGUCCUUUUCCAAUCUUUCUUCUUCACCUCCCCGGUAACCCAUCAUCUCGGGUGAUAUGGCCAUCCCUGACCCCCUGCCUUUGAAUUAGGGUCCCUUUGACCUGGAGAGACGCGGAGAAAGAAACUCGGGAAGAGUGGGAGAACCGGUUGUAGGAUGUCGGCUAUUUCCCUCUCCCUACUGACUGUCUGGGAGAUUCGUCCCUUUAUGUCGAGAAUCCCCCUCAACAAGGCUCGACAACUCCUCCUGGACGGCAAGUUGUUCAAAUUUCUCGUUGUGAUAUUGAAAGUCUCGCUCCUAGAGGAUCCUUGAGUGUCAAUAUUAUGGACUUUUGCUUUCACGGGAGGCAUCUCCAACAAAUGGAACGAUAAGUGACUAUUACUUCUUCAACACAUUUUUUUACACCAAGUUGGUAUCAUCUGUAUCAGACAAGGUAAUUGGUGAAAUUUCAUUCAACAUGCUUAGAAAGUGGUGGGAUAGCAAUACAUUUCAAAAAGCAUAUAUACUUAUCCCAAUUUCUGGAAGUGCACAUUGGAGUUUGGUCAUAAUAUGUAUGCCUAGCAAAAAGGAUAAAUCAGGGCCAAUGAUCCUUCAUUUGGAUUCACUUUCUGGAAUCCAUGAUAGAACUAAAAUUUUUAAGAACUGUAAAAUGUAAGACAAAAACAAGCCAAAUGAUUAUCUUAUCAGAAUAUUGUAACAUACAUGUGUAACCAAAGAUGACUGCUUCGCCACCUAAUGGAAUUCUAAAACCUAAUAGACAAUUUGAAUCUUUGUUUUUAGCUUAUUGGAGGAAGUCACGUGCGCAGGAUUGUUGAAGAAGAAGUGCAAGUUUUUUAUUUACUGAAAACCAUCAAAUGGAUUACGUGAAACAUCAGACACAAGAUUCGAAAUUCAAUUUUAAAAUUGGCUAUUUCAUAAUUGCACUUCAAACCAAAUUGAGCAAGAGUUUUAGCUUUUGAAACUAGCUUCCUAUGAGUAUAUAUGUGGCAUGGUCAAUAUUGAGGUCUAAAUCAUCUAUAUGUGAUUCUCUUUCCAAAAUGGAAAAUUUAGGUUUUAUGUGAUUUGUUUUUUUCUGCCAGGUUCCACAGCAAACAAAUGGUUAUGAUUGUGGUGUUUAUGUUCUUCUCUUUGUUGAAAACUUCAUCAAAAAGGCCCCAGAAAGAAUGACAAAGGAACAUAUAAAAAUGUUUCAGCGGGAUUGGUUCACACCCAACGAAGCAGAGGCCUAUAGAGCAAAAUUAUAUACAGAACUUUCUAAAAAAUUGCAUAAGGUGCCAUCACCCACCCACACCACCAUUUCUUUGCAAGAUCAACAAAAUGAUGAUGACACUAUUACAUGUUGAUGAAUUGUCUUACGAAGAUGGUGAUGAUGCAGAGUCCUCAAAAACAGUAAAAUGUGUAGUAUAUGGGAAAGAAUGCUGGACUGCAACCUUACUUCCCUAUGUGAUCACUUCCGAUUGGAGGGAUCCCAUAAAGUCGUCUUCUCGGACAUUGUCUUUCAAGCUAUGGGUUCUACCUACCAUCUUCACUGCCUCAUUCUCUCAAGGAUCUAAUACUUUCGGUGUCAAACUUGCUUUUAUUUUAAUUCAGUAUGAACAAUGGUAAUGGCAGAAUUAUGUGCAUGAAUUCAAGUUGUGGUGAGUGCAUAUGUUUCUAUUGUUAAUUCCAUUUCAAAUGUUCUUACCUUUUUGUUUUUAUAUGAUAUUCAUUCACUUAUUCUAUAUUAAUUUUAUGUGUAAUAGUUGGGUUUGUGGGAAUGUGUUGGAGGGACCUUAGAAUGAAGCAAAUGCUUGGUU